UCUGUCCAAAAAACGUCAGAGUCACAGGAGAGAGAGAGAGAGAGAGAGAGAUUGCAGAAGAAGAAGAGGAGGAGCCGCGACGAUGGUGCAUCCGCAGCACGGGUCGUUGCUCCCGAAGCGCAUCAUCCUCGUCCGCCACGGCGAGUCGCAGGGCAACCUCUCGCCGUCCGCCUACACCACCACCCCCGACCACCGGAUCCCCCUCACCCCGCAGGGGAUCGCCCAGGCCCGCGCCGCCGGCGACCGGCUCCGCUCCCUGGUCUCCUCCGGCGGCGGCGGGUGGCGCGUCUACUUCUACGCCUCGCCGUACGAGCGGACCCGGUCGACGCUCCGCGAGAUCGGGCGGUCGUUCGGCCGGAACCGGGUGAUCGGGGUGCGGGAGGAGUGCCGGAUUCGGGAGCAGGACUUCGGGAACUUCCAGGUGGAGGAGAGGAUGAGGCGGGUGAAGGAGGCGAGGGAGCGGUUCGGCCGGUUCUUCUUCCGGUUUCCGGAAGGGGAAUCGGCGGCCGAUGUGUUCGAUCGCGUUUCGAGUUUUAUGGAAUCAUUAUGGAGAGACAUCGAUAUGAACAGGCACCAUAUUGAUCCUUCUCACGAUCUGAAUCUCAUCAUCGUAUCUCACGGAUUGACAUCGCGCGUCUUCCUCAUGAAAUGGUUCAAGUGGACGGUCGAGCAAUUCGAGCAACUCAACAAUCCAGGGAAUUGCGAGUUCCGUGUGAUGCAGUUGGGGGAAGGCGGAGAGUACAGCCUUGCUAUCCAUCACACAGAGGAAGAAUUACGAGAGUGGGGCCUUUCCUCGGAGAUGAUUGAAGAUCAGAAAUGGCGAGCUCAUGCGAGGAAGGGCGAAUGGAAUGAACGUUGCCCUUGGUACCUCGAUGCUUUUUUCGAUGGAUUCGCCGACUCAGAUGAUGAUGCUGGAGAAGGGGAUGAUUGUGUAUGCCCAUAGGCGCUGCUAACAAUUGGGUUCUUUCCAAUUUGAGUGGCAGAUUGUAAUGCCAUUUAAAAAAUUCUUUAAAAAAAAAAUUCGACAUUGUUAGCAUAUGCCCUGUAACCUUUUACCUUGUAUUCGGGUUUGUGAUUAUGGUAAAUAUGAUAGGAGAGGAAGAUAAACGCAAAGCAUUCAAUUAACUGGCGGUGGUUGAGAACUACCAUUACUAA
Syzygium oleosum is the source of this 1155-nucleotide messenger RNA. Its product is annotated as phosphoglycerate mutase-like protein AT74. Gene Ontology annotation, molecular function: phosphatase activity. The record is from RefSeq and is a predicted model, not a curated record. Lineage: Eukaryota; Viridiplantae; Streptophyta; Magnoliopsida; Myrtales; Myrtaceae. The transcript has 2 exons. Bases 83 to 943 code for a protein of 286 amino acids.